Messenger RNA from Podarcis raffonei (Aeolian wall lizard), 2321 nucleotides. Its product is annotated as low affinity immunoglobulin epsilon Fc receptor-like. Bases 1 to 1152 code for a protein of 383 amino acids. Lineage: Eukaryota; Metazoa; Chordata; Lepidosauria; Squamata; Lacertidae. The record is from RefSeq and is a predicted model, not a curated record. The transcript is spliced from 10 exons.
AUGGAAGCAUCAUCUUCAAGGCAAGAGGAAUUGUCAAUGGAGGAGCAGAACUAUUUCCCUGGGAAGAGAGGUAUGACAGAUAAGCUGGGCGUGGAAGAAAUGUUAAGGAGCUUCCACUUCUUCUCCAUUGCUGAUUCUUAUUUGUUUCCCUUAUCUUUCACAGGUUUCCGUAGCCCCCAGUUCAUCCGAAGGAAUCCUGUUAUCAUCUGCUGUGCCAUAUUGGGCAUUGGCCUUGUGUGUUGCAUAGCCCUUCUCACUCGGAGCCUCAGAAAUGACUCAGCUAUGUUCGAAGAUAACAGCAGGAGGAACACUCAAUGGUCACAGAUGUUCUCUUUGAUGUCAAAGGAAGUGUUUGGAAUCAAUACAAAUAUUAUGUUGCUCCAAGAAGAGUCCAAGAAAUCUGCAGUUGCUGUAUUGGAAAGCAGGAAUUCAGUGCCCUCUGUGCUAGAAGAACUGGCUGAGCUGAAAAAUAAGACUGGACGAAUUGCCCAAGAUGUAGCACAAGUGAUGGGAGAGUUAUACAACAUUACAGCUGCUGUAAUGGGAAACCAGAAUUCCGUGCCCUCAGUGCUAGAAGAGCUGGUUGAAUUGGAAAGGGAAAAUGGCAGAAUUGCCAAAGAUGUAGCACAAGGAAUAGCUGAGUUGAAAGCAGAAGGAAAAUUGACUCCCUCUGUGCUGGACGAAGUGACUGAGUUGAAAAGGCUGACUGGCAGAAUGGCCAAAGAUGUGAUACAGUUGCUGGAAGAGUAUCGUAGCUUCACAGAGGAGUUGUGCACUGGCUGCCCAGAGAACUGGGUGCUAUUUAAAAAACACUGCUACUUCUUUUCAACAUCAAAAGGACCGUGGUUGGCUGCCAAGCAAUCUUGUGUGAAAGAAGGAGCUCACUUGGUGGUUAUUAACAUCCAGGCGGAACAGAGUUUUCUGGUAAAACUUGCUGGUCAGCAAGUGUUCUGGAUUGGCCUGAGUGAUACCGUCAAGGAAGGGGAGUGGCGCUGGGUGGAUGGCACUCCCUUGUCUAUCUCCUUCUGGGGGCCUGGAGAACCCAACAAUGCGUUGCAGGGUGAGGACUGCGCUACCCUCCUUUUCAACGGGAAAUGGAACGAUGCUGCAUGCCAUGGAAAUGAAUACUGGAUCUGUGAACAGAAAUGCUAGUCAAGCUCCUCCUCUCUACACUGCAACGCUACUCAAGCCUGGGAAAACUUUCACCUUUAAAAUAUCCUGGGUCCCUUUGCAGUCAUCUCAUCGCAGGCAUGCACACAUCGCUUCCGAAAGAGGCUUAUUUUAGCCGAGCACCACUGAGCAGACCUCCGCAUCUGUUUCCACCCUCUGAUUUUAGGGACCCUCCUCUUGAAUGCUUGACUGCAACUUUUGCUUCUUGCUCAGGGUUAACAAACAUCCUGUUUCUCUUUGAAUCAUGUUGAACCAACCUUAUGCAAAUUGACUCAUUGUGUCUUCUGAAGCAUGGAAGCCCAAAGGCUCCUGUUUCCACUUUGCUUUAGUUGCAUCUGUUGCUAAAGUUGCUGCUGUGUGUUGAUAGAAUGGGUGUGUUAUGUACUUGCCCAGAUCCGCAUGCCUAUUUGGGUGCACGUGCUACUUAAAUCUUCCAGUGUAUGUGGCUGAGUGAAUCUGUGUCUGUGUGUGAGCAUCGGCUCCUAAUUCGAUACUGUGCAUAAGCACAUGUGCUGAUAAGGAAGGAUUACCAGCUAAAUAAUGCAUACAUGUGAGACACAUGGGGCCUCCUUUUCAUCCUUUGCCACAAAUAUAAGGGAGAAAACAAUACUUCCGGCUGCAAAACCACAGAAAGACCUUAAUAGCAGCGGAAAGUGCUUCUGCAGCACAAGUCUGCACAGGGUAUGUGGCAGUCAAUACACUUUAGUAGCAACCUCAUUCACCAAAGGACUAUUAUUGACCAUUGCUUACCCACAACAUUUGCAAAUUAAAUACUGUGGCCCUAGCACGGGCAUGGCCUGCACCUGUUACCAACAGCCAAGCUCAAGAAGCAUAGUAAAAGUGUUUUUCUGUGCUGAAUCAUUGUUUGCUAUGUUAGCAAAAUAGGUGUGUGUGUGUUGGUGAAAAGCAACUAACUGAGAGUUAGGGAAUCACUCCAAGAAUGAACCAUCACAGGUUUAUCGGUGGAAAAUUAACAUUGCAUCAAAUUGUGACUGUUUAGUUAACAGUACUGUCUGGUGGAAGUUAUAUUAUUGAUGUAUGAACCCAUGGCUUCCCCAAAAAUAUUUUAAAUUCCUAAGCAUAAGUGCUUUUCUGUUACAAUUGCCUUGCGGUACUUUCUAUUACUGACUGCCAGCAAUGAUUCUAAUAAA